Messenger RNA from Parastagonospora nodorum SN15, 1314 nucleotides. RefSeq lists its product as hypothetical. NCBI's taxonomy places the organism in Eukaryota, Fungi, Ascomycota, Dothideomycetes, Pleosporales, Phaeosphaeriaceae. The record is from RefSeq and is a predicted model, not a curated record. The transcript has a single exon. Gene Ontology annotation, cellular component: nucleus; 90S preribosome. Gene Ontology annotation, biological process: maturation of SSU-rRNA. Bases 1 to 1314 code for a protein of 437 amino acids.
AUGGCAAAACGAAAGCGCGGCUCCCACUCUCCCACUCCAGAUCUUCUCGCCGGCUCCGAAACCGCCGACCGCACGCUGAAAAACCAAAAGCGCGUGUGCAACCGCUGCCUGCUCGAUGCGAAAAAGUCGCUAAUCACAGCGCUUCGCCUCGGCGCAGGCUUUGAGCGCCAGAAACACAGUCGCAGGAAGAAGACGGCGCAGGCCAAAAAUGAUACAAAGGGCUUGGAGCGGCUGGAUGCCGAGUAUGUGGUGUUGAAGAGCCUGGAGCUGGAGAAGAUUGCGGACCAGCAACUGCGGAAGACGGUGGGAAGGGUGAAGAGUCUGAAGGAUCAAGAAGCGCUGAAGACGUAUGUAGCAGGCGUGGAGAAAAGCAACACUGAUUCUGCAACACUGAACGUGUUGGCGAGGUUGUACAAGGUCGCGGCGGUGAAGAAGGUGGUGGACGAUGCAAUUGAGCAGCUGAAGGGCGUAUUUGCGCUGGUGGAUGCAGCGACACCGAAUGCAGACAAGAAAGAAUCGAAGAAGCAAAAGAAGCCAGUGGCAGAAGAUGUAGAAAUGCUGGACGUGAGUCACGAAGAAGGCGACCCAUUCAAUGCGUUCAACGCGCGGAUAGCAGCACCGUCGUCUGGUGAAGAGGGCAGCGAAGGCUCCGUAUCGGACGGUGAACGGCCGCCAAGCAUCGGAGACAGCGAAAGAGAACACGAUGCAGAAGACGAUCUAGAUGCGGAGAGCGAGAGUGAAGACGGAGAUGCGUUCAAAGGCUUUAGCGGGGCAAGUGACGACGAAGACGUUGCUAUUGAACGCCGAUUGGCACCGCCGUCAGAUAUGUCAGACUCGGAUGCAUCUGAACAAGCUGGAAAAACUAUCAAGAGCCUUAAAGCGAUAGUCCCCAAAGCACCGACGUCAUCCGCCUUCAUCCCCUCCAUGAGCCACGCUACAUACAUCGCAGGCUCCGACUCGGAAGCCUCGGAUCUCUCUGCCGACUUUGCGCCCCGCAAAAAUCGCCGCGGCCAGCGUGCACGUCAAAAAAUCGCAGAAGCAAAGUUUGGCGCCAAGGCUAAACAUGUCGAGAAGCAAAAUCAAGCGCAGUGGGACGCCAAACGUGGAGCUGUUAGUGCCAAGAGAGGUUAUGGUCCAACGCAAAGUGGAGAGAAUGCUAUACCGCUGGGCAAGAAGAAGGAAGAGAAGAAGCGAGACGACAAGGGCACGUUGCAUCCUAGUUGGGAGGCAGCGAAGAUGGCCAAGGAGAAGAAGAUGAUCAAGAUUGACCUUGGGAAGCCGCAGGGGUUGGGCAAGAAGGUUGUGUUCGAUUAA